UUAUUGUUUACACAUGUUUACAUUGACCAAACUGUAUAAAAUUGACUUGGACAUACUGUACAUAUAUAAAUUGCAAUUUACAGCUGACUUUUGCAGUUGCCCAGUUGAUCUUUAACACUCAAUGCCAACAACACAUUCAGACACAAAAUAAACAUAACCUCAUCAAUUGACAAAUUGUGAUAAAUAAAUUGAGUUUAUUGUAUUUUAAAGUUUUUAAUUUUAUAAAUUAUAAUAAACAAUGUCUACUUCAACAGAAAGAGAAUUAGAUUUAAGUAAUGCAUCACGUGGUGUUUGGCUUGUUAAAGUUCCAAAAUAUAUAUCAAAUAAAUGGGAAAAAGCACCUGGUAAUAUUGAGGUCGGCAAACUCAAAAUAACAAAAAUUCCUGGUUCAAAAGCUGAAGUUUCAUUGAAACUUGCUGAUUCAGUAAUGUCAUUAAAAGAAACAGGUGAAGAAGAUAUACCUCAACAACACAGACUUGAUGUUACCACAGUAACUCGACAAAUGCUUGGUGUAUUUUCACAUAUACCUGCCAAUCCAGAUGCAGAUGAAUCAGAGCCAAAAGAUGAACAACUUUUUAUGGAAGGUAGAAUUGUACAAAAAUUAGAAUGUCGUCCAGAUGCUGACAAGUGUUACAUGAAAUUGAAAAAAGCAAGUAUCAGAAGAGCUGCUGUUCCUUCAAGAAGUAUACAAACACUUGACAGAGCUGUUCAAAAUUUCAAGCCAGUUUCUGAUCACAAACACAAUAUUGAAUAUGCAGAGAAGAAAAAGGCUGAAGGUAAAAAGAUGAGAGAUGAUAAAAAUUCAGUGACGGAUAUGUUAUUUGCUGCAUUUGAAAAACAUCAGUAUUAUAAUAUCAAAGACUUGGUUAAAAUUACACGUCAGCCAAUUGUUUAUUUGAAGGAAAUACUUCAGGAAGUGUGUGUAUAUAAUUUGAAAAAUCCACACAGAAAUAUGUGGGAAUUAAAACCAGAGUUUCGUUGUUACGAUGGCGACAAACCAAUUGAACCAAUUGAACCAAUGGACGCUGAUGACUCUAGCUAA
Aphidius gifuensis is the source of this 1042-nucleotide messenger RNA. RefSeq names its product general transcription factor IIF subunit 2-like. Bases 239 to 1042 code for a protein of 267 amino acids. The record is from RefSeq and is a predicted model, not a curated record. Gene Ontology annotation, cellular component: transcription factor TFIIF complex. The transcript is spliced from 6 exons. Lineage: Eukaryota; Metazoa; Arthropoda; Insecta; Hymenoptera; Braconidae. Gene Ontology annotation, biological process: transcription by RNA polymerase II; transcription initiation at RNA polymerase II promoter.